This is a messenger RNA of Myripristis murdjan (pinecone soldierfish), 4457 nucleotides long. It is a transcript of the gene ube3c, whose product is annotated as ubiquitin protein ligase E3C. Gene Ontology annotation, molecular function: ubiquitin protein ligase activity. The coding region runs from base 185 to 3433 and encodes 1082 amino acids. NCBI's taxonomy places the organism in Eukaryota, Metazoa, Chordata, Actinopteri, Holocentriformes, Holocentridae. Gene Ontology annotation, biological process: ubiquitin-dependent protein catabolic process; protein polyubiquitination. The record is from RefSeq and is a predicted model, not a curated record. The transcript has 24 exons.
ACGGAACCGGAUACGGCUAGUUAUUCUCUGUUGUGUUGAUUUCUAGAGAGCCGAGGAAAAGAAGACCUGACAUUUGUGUUAAAUUGCCGCUCCAGGGCUCUUGUGUUUGUUCCCCCCUUAAUUCAGAAGUUAAAGAAAGCAGCGGCAUUUCCUGAAUAAACUGGUCAAUGGAAAAAAUCUAACAAUGUUCAGCUUUGAAGGAGAUUUUAAGACUAGACCCAAGGUAUCUCUUGGAGGUGCCAGUAAAAAGGAAGAGAAAGAAAAAACACUUCAUCGCCUUCAAGAAGACAGAAGAAAAAGAGAGGAUGACAGGAGAAGACUGAAGAAUGCCAUUAUUAUUCAGUCCUACAUACGUGGGUACCAGGACCUCAAACAUCAAUAUGCCAUCCAGAGGGCAAAGUUUGAUGAGUGUGUCAGCCAGACACAGGCAGGAGGAGCACAGCACAUCUUGGACAGUGCCAGUCUCAGCCUCCUAACAAGACAACUCAUAUUUUUUUACAGACAAAGUGUGGAUGCACAUAGAUUGAUAUGGUUGUGUCAGAACUUGGUGAAGCACAACGGUCAGUUUGUGAAGCUGUUGGCAGGUCCAGAGAGGCAGUCAUGUGUGUUUCAGAUCAAGAGGAUCUUAGGCUUCUGCUGCAGACUUCUGCAGAACUGCAAGGACGACAGUUUGAAUGUUACAGUGCCCAUGCGGAUGUUAGAGAUCUUUUCUUCAGAGAGAACUUAUCUUCCUGUUAUCCAAGACGCAAACUGUGUAGCAUCAUUCAUCGAGCAGAUUUUGCACUAUAUGGUACAGAAAGGAUACUACAGGUCGCUGUAUAUCCUCGUGAAUCACAGGCUCCCUUCCAGUCUGGAAUACAGCGAGGCUCCUGCUAUCCCUCUGGCAAGCACACUGUUGGAGCACAUCCUCAAACCCCUGCACUUUACCUACUCCUCCUGCACAACAGGCGCAAGGCAGUUUGUUUUUGCAGCCUUCACUGAGGAGUUCAUCUCGCCGCCGUUCACCGAGCAGAUCUUUCACUUCUUUAUCCCAGCACUGUCAGACUUCCGUCUCUCAUUCCCGUUUGAGGCCUUCCUGGGCUCCCUCCAGGCCACCAUAGGCUCCUCCUCAGCAGCACAGAGCCAGGCACCAUGGCUGUUUUAUUUUGUCCUUUCUGCAGGAGAGAACUGCCUAGGCUCACUAUCAGAAGAGGGCCUCCUCCUGUACCUGCGGGCUCUGCAAACGCUGCUGCCGCUGCUGCCGGUGUCAGAGAGCAGCAGCAGGCCUGAGGUCAGCAGUGACUCAGAGGAUGAAGAUGAUGCCGACAUCCAGCCACCACCCAUGCAGGAUGACAGCCGGAUCUCUGUGCAGCUGAUCACGGAGGAGUGUGUCCACAAGCUGGACACCAAACAGCAGACUAAUGCCUUGCUGAACCUGGUGUGGAGGGACUCAGCCAGUGAGGAGGUCUUCACCAUGAUGGCAUCCAUCUGCCACACACUCAUGGUGCAGCACCGCCUCAUGGUGCCAAAAGUCAGACUUCUGUACAGUUUAGCUUUCAAUGCACGUUUCCUGAGGCAUCUCUGGCACCUGAUAACUUCCAUGACGACUAAAAUGAUCACAGGAUCCAUGGUGCCCCUGCUGCAGUUGAUCUCUCGAGGCUCUCCCAUGUCGCUUGAGGACUCCAACCGCAUCAUUCCCAUCUUCUAUCUCUUCAGCUCUCUCUUCAGCCACUCGCUUAUCUCCGUGCAUGACAGCGAGUUCUUUGGCCAUGAAAUGGAAGCAGGACAGACUCAGUCGUCCAUGAUGCCCUUCACGCUGUUAGAGCUGGUGACUCUGUCUCGUUGUCUGAGGGACGCCUGCCUGGGCAUCAUCAAGCUGGCCUACCCUGAGACCAAGACGGAGCACCGUGAGGAGUACAUGGCUGCCUUCCGCAGUGUGGGUGUCAAGACAAACACUGAGGUUCAGCAGCGAAUCCAGGCUGAACAGAAGCGAUGGGUACAGCUCUUCAAGGUCAUCACUAACUUGGUGAAGAUGGUGAAGGCCCGUGACAUCAGACGACCCUUCUGUCCAGCAGGUCACUGGCUCUCUGAAGAGGUCAACAUACGAGCAGAUAAGGUUACCCAGCUGUACGUUCCCUCGGCAAGACACAUGUGGAGAACACGGAGGAUGGGCCGCAUCGGACCACUCCAGUCAACACUCGAUGUUGGCUUGGAGCCUCCGCAGCUCUCUGUGUCUGAAGAGAGACAUCUGGCCAUCCUCACAGAGCUCCCAUUUGUGGUUCCCUUCGAAGAGCGAGUCAAGAUCUUCCAGAGGUUGAUCUAUGCCGACAAACGGGACGUGCAGGGGGACGGGCCAUUCCCUGAUGGAAUCAAUGUCACCAUCAGACGCAACUACAUUUACGAAGAUGCCUAUGAUAAGCUCUCUCCAGAAAAUGAGCCAGAUCUGAAGAAAAGGAUUCGAGUGCAUCUGCUAAACGCUCAUGGUCUGGACGAGGCAGGCAUCGAUGGUGGCGGUAUCUUUAGGGAGUUCCUUAAUGAACUGCUCAAGUCAGGCUUCAAUCCCAACCAGGGCUUCUUCAAGACCACCAACGAGGGUCUGCUCUAUCCCAGCCCCACUGCAGAGAUGCUGGUUGGAGACUCUUUUGCCAGGCACUACUAUUUCCUAGGAAGAAUCCUGGGAAAGGCGCUGUAUGAGAACAUGCUGGUGGAGCUGCCCUUUGCUAGUUUCUUCCUGUCCAAACUUUUGGGAACCAGCGCUGACGUGGACAUCCACCAUCUGGCCUCCUUAGAUCCAGAGAUGUACCGUAAUCUUCUCUUCCUCAAGAGCUAUGAGGAUGACGUGGAGGAGCUUGGCCUCAACUUCACCGUGGUCAACAACGACCUGGGAGAGGCCCAGGUGGUCGAGCUAAAGCCAGGAGGGAAAGACAUUCCUGUGACCACAGCCAACCGGAUAGCCUACAUCCAUUUGGUGGCUGACUACAGACUGAACAAACAGAUCAGGCCUCACUGCCUGGCCUUCAGACAGGGCCUAGCCAACGUGGUCAACCUUGAGUGGCUGCGCAUGUUCGACCAGCAGGAGAUCCAGGUGCUGAUAUCUGGGGCUCAUGUGCCAAUUUGUCUUGAUGACCUGAAGAAGUUCACAAAUUACUCAGGUGGCUACUCAGCCACUCACCCCGUCAUCCAGAUCUUCUGGGAGGUGGUGGAAGGCUUCACAGACGAAGAAAAGCGCAAGCUGCUCAAGUUUGUCACCAGCUGCUCCAGGCCUCCACUGCUAGGCUUUAAGGAGCUUUACCCGGCCUUCUGCAUCCACAACGGGGGCAGCGACCUGGAACGGCUGCCGACUGCCAGCACCUGCAUGAACCUGCUCAAGCUGCCUGAGUUCUGCGACCAGCACCUGAUGAGGAACAAGCUCCUGUACGCCAUCGAGUCCUCUGCCGGGUUUGAGCUCAGUUGAGGAGGGGACAAGCUUCUCUAUCCCUGCAUCCACGGACUGAAUGCCACAGCGGGGCUGGGUGAGAGACCGGCAAAGACAGACAGACAGAGAGAGAGGGGAGUAAAGCAAUGAUGCACUGAGCUGCCUGAUUCACUGUGUGUGUACAAUGCCGUCAGUGAGGGAAUGAUCACCCACAGACUGAAGAGGGGGUACAAAGAUAACAAGGGUGGGAAUUUGUUUUUUUUAAAUUCAUGUGGCUUUUAAGUAAAUUUAAAUGUUUAUCAACUGACAAAACACUUACAAAGAGCAGUGAUAGCUGAAACCUUGCAGGAUUUGUCUUGUGCUAAAGCAAAAACAAGAGCCACCACAAGUUUCCACAGCAACAGUCUCUCUUUUCUGUGAUCUAACAUGAAUAGCAACAACAGUGUUUUUUCACCAAAGAUAAAGUGGCGUAGUCUUAGAAAAAGGCAAUAUAAGGACAGAUGGAAACUGAGACUGUCGGACUCUAAAGCCACCUUGUGGUGUGCCAAGGGCUGUGGGGGUGGAGAUGCUGUUGUGUAUACCCACCAUGUACUUUCAGGUAGAGGUCAUCAGAACUCUCCUUACGUUUUUGUGAUUUCUUAAAAUAUUCUUAUUACUAGUAAUAACCGUCAUGUCUGAUACCCAUACCAUAAAUGCGCAUAUGCUAUCGGAUGGUUACAUCUGUGGAUAUGUCAAGGCAAAUGGCUUAUGUUGUUGGACUAGAGCGAGAAAGUGCUAUUGAUUAUAUGAUUAUGGAUUUGUGAAUAUGUAAAUGUUUACAGCUACUCUUGUAUGAUUCAUUUAUUCAGUAUUUGUACAGGUUUCUUUGUGUGAUGAAUGAAGGCCUCAUGUUUUCACACAUGCUUGCUAAAGUGAACAAUCUAUUCCCUAGUCAGUGCCCUAAAGUUUGCUCUCAAGGAGCAACAAAUGUGUCACGUCGAUAAGGCUUACAAAUGAUCAGUGUACCAACAGGGUGAAAAAGUGUAUGGAUAUGAAUAAACCCACUUUCUUUUGCAUUUCCCUC